Molecule: messenger RNA, 3132 nt
Organism: Drosophila takahashii
Lineage: Eukaryota; Metazoa; Arthropoda; Insecta; Diptera; Drosophilidae
Biological process (GO): regulation of DNA-templated transcription
Cellular component (GO): nucleus
Molecular function (GO): RNA polymerase II cis-regulatory region sequence-specific DNA binding; DNA-binding transcription factor activity, RNA polymerase II-specific; zinc ion binding
Source: RefSeq, a predicted model, not a curated record
CUGAGGUCACAACAAACGCCUUGUAUUGGUAAAAAAAAGAAAAUUAAGGAAAUGCAGCAGGAGUUGCGCUAAUUGUUGAUGCCCACAUGCAAUAGCGAGGACCCCAAGGACGCGAAACAGCCAUGGAGCAGCUGGAGCCGGUUUCGGUAUCGGUUACGGGCCAGGAGCAGCAGCAGGAGCCGCCCAGCGAACCGGCGGGCAGCCUAAACACCUUGGAUGCGCAGCGCGUCUGUCGCGUUUGCCUGAAGGACGCCUCGCUGGACGGCGAGGUGCACUUCAUCUUCAGCGAGGCGCCCGUCGAGGAGGACGCCAAUCUGGCCCGCAUCCUGGACGAGUGCACCCAGCACCGGUGCCAGCGGCACGACGGGAUGCCCCCGCAUAUGUGCGCCACCUGCGUGGAGGCCGCGCGCCAAGCCUAUCGGUUUAAGAGGCACGCGGAGCGCUCCUACUGCUCGCUGGUUGCUCUGCUGGGCCGCUCCCCCCAGCUGAAGGUGCGCGCCAUCGAGGCGGCCAGCCAAACGGACCAGGUGGCCCUGAUGCCCUGCGAAAUGUGCCACGAUCAGUUCCUCAACAGCCUGGAGCUGCGAUUGCAUCGCAACCAGGUGCAUAGGACGACUAAGGAGGGCACCACUGGCCCGGGGACAGAUGGCCAACCUGCCGAGGAGCUCAAGUGCAAAUUUUGCCCCCAGCAUUUCCCGCAUCUCCGGCAGCUGCAGAGCCAUUUGGCGCGCAGCCACGAGCAAACUGCCCGGCUGCAGUGCGCCCACUGCCAGCGCACCUUUAGCCGGCGGGAUCACCUGCUGCGGCACAUGCGCAACCAGCACCGAGACGUGGAGGAGGAUCUGCUGCGCACCUGGCCGCCGGCCGAUGAGAGCACCAUGCACAGCGACGGCGGCGAUGAGCUGGUCUCCGCCGAGGUGCUGCUGAACGAGGGGCAGGACGACGACGAGGAGGAUGAUGACGACGACGGGAGAGAUGGCGUUGGCGAGGCCUUCCAGUGCAAUACGAAUCCCAUUUCCAGCAACGACGAGGAGGAGGAGGACGCGGUGGCCAAUCAGACGCUCUGGCUGCACAUCAAGCCGGAGCCCUGCCUGGAGGCGGAGGAGGUGGACUUGGCCAUGCAGCUGAAGCUGGAGAAGAAGCGUCGGAGGCGCGAGAAGGCGGAGGCCCAGGCGGAGGGCUCCUUGGAGCGGGCUGUGAAGGAUGAACCCAUUGCCAUUGGCGACGCCCAGUUCAGCAUCAAGGAGGAGAACCAGCUGGUGGGCAGCGAGGACGAGGCUCCCAUGGGCGUGGAGGACUUUAUGAAGCUGCACGUGAGCGGAGAAUUAACUCUCAGUGACGAGGAUCGGUUCGAUGACUUCGUCGACGAGGAUAGCGACCUGGAUGACGAUGAGGAGGACGACGAGGACGAUGGGGAAGAUGGGGAAUUCCGGCUCAAGCAGGAGCCUUUGGAUGGCGACAAACCCGUGAAGAAAUCCAAAUCGGGCAGACGUCGUCGCCGCAACAAGGGCGAGCCGAAUCCCGAGAACCGCUGCGAGGUUUGCCAGCGGACCUUCUCGCGCCACUGCCACCUGCUGCGCCACAAGCUCUCGCAUCUGGAGAAGAAGCCCCACAACUGCCCGCACUGCCCCAAGGCGUUUGCGCGCAGCGAUCACCUCAAGGCGCAUGUGCAGAGCCUGCACAGCAACAAGGAGCACAAGUGUGCGAUCUGCGAGGCGGCCUUCUCCCGGCUGGACGCUUUGGAGCGUCACAAGGUUAGCAAGCACAACGGCGAGGGCCUCGAGCCGGGCAGCGAACUGAAGCUACAGCUGGCUGAGCACACGUGCGAGUACUGCUCGAAGAGAUUCUCCAGCAAGACCUACCUGCGCAAGCACACGCUGCUGCAUACGGACUUCCUGUACGCCUGCAAGACCUGCGAGGAGACUUUCCGCGAGCGAGCGCAGCUCAGGGAGCACGAGAAAACGCACACCGGCCAGCGCAACUUCCUCUGCUGCAUCUGCGGCGACAGCUUCGCCCGGAACGACUACCUCCGCGUGCACAUGCGGCGGCACAACGGCGAGAAGCCCUACAAGUGCCGCUUCUGUGUGAAGGCCUUUCCCCGCGCCACCGAUCUCAAGGUCCACGAGCGUUACCACACGGGCACCAAGCCGAAUCUGUGCAAUACUUGCGGCAAGAGCUUCCAUCGGGCCUACAACCUGACCAUCCACAUGCGCACCCACACCGGCGAGCGGCCGUACAAGUGCGACCAGUGCCCCAAGAGCUUCACGCAGAGCAACGACCUCAAGGCGCACAUUCGGCGGCAUACGGGCGAGCGUUACAAGUGUCCGCACUGCGACGCCUACUUCCUGCAGCUGUACAAUAUGCGCAAUCACUGUUUGAGUGCCCACAACAAGCACAUCGAGACGAAGACGGGUCGUUUGCAGCGAACAGGCCUUCUAGACGACGGUGGCCAGUCGCAUUUGACCACGGUGGUCAUGCCGCCGGCAAGGUAUCCACAUGAACUGGAUCCCCAGAUGGCCGCCGCCGCUGCAGGUGCAGCUGGAGCUGCCGGAGGGGCUGAGAGCUCCUCCUCGACCACCGUCAUCCACUCACCGGGAACGUACAAUGCCCCAAUGGCGCCGGGAUCAGCGUCCGCUGCUCCAGCCAGCAGCCUCGAUGGAGCCAGCUUCGCACCCACGGCAUCGGCUCCCUUUGGCGGCUUUAAUUUUCCGCCAGUCGUAAUGGCGCAUCUCAUGUACAACCACGGAGGAGGCAGCCAGCACAGCCAGAGCGGCAGCGACACGGGCAAAUAGCCAUCGAUUAUACUGCUCCUGCUCCUCAUCCUCAUCCAGAACACACACAACUAUUCCAGUGUAGUCUUAAGCUUAACCUCUGUACAUAGCCGGCGGAUGGGAGAGGAAGGCCAAUUGAAGGGUUCAUCACGGGCGCAGGCAUCCCGCAUGCCGGCCAUUUUAAUGUGUUAAUAUGUAUUUAAUAGUCGAAUAAGAACUGCUUAUGUAGGCGGUUGGAACAUUUUUAUAAAGCUUACAUCAGUGCGUAUGUAUAUUAAAAGUAGAGCUCGCUCCCAUCCCCCUAACAAGUUUCAUUGAUGGGCAAAUAAAUCAUGAAAAUAUAGCAAAACCAUCUAGAAUU